Molecule: messenger RNA, 288 nt
Organism: Trichoderma gamsii
Lineage: Eukaryota; Fungi; Ascomycota; Sordariomycetes; Hypocreales; Hypocreaceae
Exons: 2
Source: RefSeq, a predicted model, not a curated record
AAGGAAAUAGUAUACGAAUUAUCAUUCGAAGUCUAUUUCUUUGCCAUAUACCCUCUUUGUGCCUCCCUUGAAGCAAGCUACACUCAUCAUUUCUAUAUUAGCAACAUCGACAGCUCGGAUGUUGAAGCUUUCAACCCUCGCUCAUACCCUGCAAUUCUAUUAAUGAUGCUUUACAUUCAAAUCGUCAAUGAGAUGAAUCUCAGCAUGUGGCAAGUCUUUCUUGAAGGCUUGCGCACCAGCCGGGAUGAAGCUAGAGAACAAAAAAAUAUUAGCAGUGUUCAACUAUAG